CGCAAAAUACUGUGUUACUAAAAUGGCUGAGGGCUCUGUAAAUAAAUAAAUGCUUCACAUACUUUCCUUAUUUUUUGUUUAAAAACACGAAAUCAGUCUGAAAUGGGACAUGGACUUAACAGAACCCACAGAAUUUUCUUCUUUUCUAAAUGUCGCUUGUACCACCUUACAAUUUUCGUGCAAGUCAAAACUAUCAGUUCAGAUUCGUUCGCCGCGGAACCAGUGAUUCCGCUUAAGACUACGCACCACCAUUUUUGUUUGCUGAUGGAUGAUAACUAAUAAAGAAAAAGACAACAAAUCGGAUUAGAGAAUCGUCCCAAGAUGUUCAACGGGAUGGUGAGAACCAUCCGCGACAGCGUCGUGGGCACCUACCCGUCCUGCCAUGUCAACUCGCGAUUGGAAGAGCGCCGGGCUAAGCAGCGGGCGAUGCGCCAGGAGCGCAGGAGAAAACCGGACAAGCCGGAUGACUUUGUCACCUACGAAGACUCUGGCAGCGACGAGGAGACCCCCCAGCAGCAGGAGGAGGUCCUAAACACCUCAUACAACCUUUGCGACUACCUGCGUAGCCGGGAAAGUGGUCUGCGGGAUCGAAGGAGCGUCAACGUGGAGUACACCAGCCGCUAUGUGCUCACCCACGACAUGCUUCGCGAAACGCAGAUCAAUCUGGGCUACAUCAACAAGGUCUUCUGCUCCAAGUGGCUGAGCAGCAGGCAAGUUGUGUUCGGGACCAAGUGCAACAAACUUCUCGUCUACGAUGUGAAUAUGCGGCGCGUGGAUGCGAUUCCCACGCUGUCCAACAGCAGGGCGAAUCAUCCGGAGGUCCAGGGUGGACUGCAUGCCAUUGAGUUGUCACCCAGCCGUUCCUUUUUAGCUACUGGGGCGAGAAACUCGUCCGACAUCGCUGUGUAUCGACUGCCAACGCUGGAUCCCGUUUGUGUGGGUGAAGGCGGCCAUCGCGACCUGAUAAUGGGUAUGUGCUGGUUGGAUGAUCAAUUUCUGGUUUCCGGGUCAAAGGACUCUCGCAUGGCUCUGUGGCGCAUCAACGAGGACCACAUGGAGUUCCCAGAUGGCGGCGAGGAAGCCUGUCCCACCUUUGCCACAAUACAUCCCCUUAGUGUCAAAGAAGUUCGCACUGCCCAGAGAAUCCGUUCUCUAUGCUUUAACAAGGAGUUCAAGGAGAUCGCUGCCCUCUCACUAAACGGCUACAUUCACAUUUUCAACGCGGAGACCUUCAAGCAGACGCUCUCCCGCAAACUGCCAAACUGCCAGGACAACGUGAGCAUUGCCUACCACAGCGACGGCCUUUAUGCUGUCGGCUGCCGUUCCUACACCAUCCUGCUGGAUGCACGCACGCUGCAGACCAUCAAGAAGAUUACCUCUCGCUAUAGUGGCUGUGGAAUAAGGGCCACCUCCUUCGAGGGCAACCUGCUGACCGUGGGAACAGGAUUAGGAAUGCUUCUGUUCUACGACAUCCGUGCCGGAAAGUAUCUAGAAAGCAGUGUAAACGCGUCGCGCACUGUGGCUCUCAAGUGCAGCAAAGGAAUUGUGUAUCCUGAGGACGAAAUGGAUGGCUUCCAGCAAGUGAAGUACGUGCCGGCCAUCUACACUCACUGCUACGAUAGCACCAGGAUGCGACUCUUCGCAGCGGGUGGUCCACUGCCAGCCACUCUGGUGGGCAACUACGCGGGCGUUUGGCAAUAGAUUAGCAUGGGAUGCGAUCUGGGCUCACAUUACUGAUUAGUCUUUAAGUAGUUAUUCGACUUGUGAUCUUUAAUUCAUUAAUUUUUUUAAAUCGCUCACCCGCACGUGUAUUCCGCCAAGUCCACAAUUUUUAAUUCAGUUGGUCUACUCAGAUUUAGUUUGAAUGAAUUUUAUUUUAGGCUUUAUGUUUUAAUUAUAUUUUAUAUUGUGUGUGAACAAUAUACACCGUUUUUAAGUGUAAAGUAUGCAUGAUUACCGAUCCUAUUUAUAUAUAGUACAUACAAUACAAGUAAUGGAAUACUAAUUUAUAGACAACGUUAGCAUUGAUUAAUAGUCUGAUCUAUAUGGUAAUAGAAUUUCAAAUUAAAGAAACCAUUGAAAACCCAA
Drosophila ficusphila is the source of this 2088-nucleotide messenger RNA. RefSeq names its product DDB1- and CUL4-associated factor 12 (gene DCAF12). The transcript has 4 exons. Gene Ontology annotation, cellular component: Cul4-RING E3 ubiquitin ligase complex. The record is from RefSeq and is a predicted model, not a curated record. Bases 322 to 1701 code for a protein of 459 amino acids. Lineage: Eukaryota; Metazoa; Arthropoda; Insecta; Diptera; Drosophilidae. Gene Ontology annotation, molecular function: protein binding.